GUAACCUACAUCCUCCGAGCCGAAAUCCCCGACGUCACCGUCCCCUUCAUCGACGACUGUCCCUGUAAGGGACCCGAGUCCGACUACCGGGACGAGGGGGGCACCUACGAGACAAUCCCCGAGAACAAAGGCAUCAGGCGUUUCGUUUGGGAGCACUUCCAGAACGUCAAUCGCGUGGUUCAGAGGAUGAAGUACGCCGGCGGGACCUUCUCUGGGACGAAGUCGCAGGUCUGCUGCCGGGAGAUCACGGUCGUCGGCCAUCGCUGCACCCCCGAAGGACGACUCCCCGACGAAUCGCGCGUCGCGGUCGUCCGCAACUGGGGCCCGUGUAAGGACCUCUCGGAGGUCCGAGCGUUCCUCGGCACCAUCGGC
Trametes versicolor FP-101664 SS1 is the source of this 372-nucleotide messenger RNA. RefSeq lists its product as uncharacterized. The annotation marks the transcript as partial. The record is from RefSeq and is a predicted model, not a curated record. The transcript has a single exon. NCBI's taxonomy places the organism in Eukaryota, Fungi, Basidiomycota, Agaricomycetes, Polyporales, Polyporaceae.